Musca vetustissima is the source of this 3010-nucleotide messenger RNA. RefSeq names its product GAS2-like protein pickled eggs (gene pigs). NCBI's taxonomy places the organism in Eukaryota, Metazoa, Arthropoda, Insecta, Diptera, Muscidae. Gene Ontology annotation, cellular component: cytoplasm; actin filament; stress fiber. The transcript is spliced from 8 exons. Gene Ontology annotation, biological process: microtubule bundle formation; regulation of microtubule polymerization or depolymerization; protein localization to microtubule plus-end. The record is from RefSeq and is a predicted model, not a curated record. Gene Ontology annotation, molecular function: cytoskeletal adaptor activity; microtubule binding; actin filament binding. Bases 12 to 2924 code for a protein of 970 amino acids.
CGACAGAAAAAAUGGCGAUGCUCCUCGAAGCAAGGCCAUAUCGACCCUUCAAGUCGAGUGAAGAAUACUUGGAAGCCAUGAAGGAAGAUUUGGCCGAAUGGAUGAACACAUUAUAUCCCGAAUUGGCAAUAAAUGCAGAAAACUUUAUGGAUCGUUUGGACACAGGUGUAGCAUUGUGCAAGCACGCUAACUAUGUACGCCAAGCAGCUGAGGAUUAUUUGGCUCGACGUCAGGCACGCAACAAAUCAAUGACGCGUUCAAUAACUUCAGGCUCGGCUGGGCCAAUAUUGGCCAUGGGCAAUGUACACUAUUUGGUUGGAGCUAAAAGCGGUACAUUCUUUGCCCGUGAUAAUGUAUCAAAUUUCAUAACAUGGUGCAGAAAAAGCCUUAAAAUUAUAGAGUGCCUCUUAUUCGAAACAGACGACCUCAUUAUGAGAAAAAACGAAAAACAUGUCAUUUUAUGCCUUUUAGAAGUUGCCCGGAGAGGAGCGAAAUUUGGUAUGUUAGCUCCAAUGUUGGUACAAAUGGAACGACAAAUUGAUCGAGAGAUUGCCGCCGACAAUAAAGCCAACGGCAUUGGCUGUGGCACCCAAACCGAAUGUGAUGGUACACAAACUGAAUUUGGCGUGGGAACUGAAACUGUCGGUACCGAAACUGACAUUUUCGACGAUAGUGACAGUGAAAAUGAAGAUGAUGACGAUCAAGGUCCCAUGUUAAUGUACGGCCCACAACCACAAAUUAUUACAAACGAUUUGAAGAGUCUCGAUGAGAUGGUUCGUGAUUUGGUCGAAAAAUGUACCUGUCCAUCACAGUUCCCCAUGGUUCGUGUAUCCGAGGGUAAAUAUCGCAUUGGCGAUACAAAGGUUUUAAUAUUUGUACGGAUCUUACGUUCACACGUUAUGGUGCGUGUUGGCGGCGGUUGGGAUACACUCUCACACUAUUUGGAUAAACAUGAUCCUUGCCGUUGUAAGGCACAACAUCGUUCAUCGGUGGCCGCACGUUUAAUACCGCGAGCCAAUCAGCAAACAAAUGGCAUUGAGCUGCAUAAAGCUCAGGUGAUAUUCGAAAGAUCACCACCAACAGCACGCAAAAGUAUUUCCAAUCACAACAAUACGGCCACAGUAAACAACGUUAAUACCUCAUUAGCCAGCAGCAACAACAAUCACUCAACUUCUUCGUCGUCUUUGCUUGCACCCGUUUAUGGAGGUCUCAAUAAAAAUCGUAGCCCUAGUCCAACUAUACAACAACGUAAAUUCUAUACAUCACCACAACAUCAAGAGAUUGCUGCUGCAGCCAGUAAUAACUCCGCCUCAUCGUUGACAUCACCCAGUGUUGUACGCCGUUCUAUGUCACCCAGUCCUAGGCGCCUAAUUGAUAUGCGUAAAAAACAAACUUCAUUGGAUUCAUAUACUAAUGGACCGAAAUCUUUACCCAUUACUGUCGAACAUGAUGGCAGUAGUGGUCAUGUUCAAUACGACUCUUUUGAUCAGACGUCUUCGUCGACGGGUCAUGGUCAUGGCGGUAAUCCAAAUGCCUCGGACGCAAGUGCAAAUAGUAAUAAAUUUGAAAAUAUUAGCGAUAAUGGAAGUGAAAUCAGUGAUGAAGGAUAUCGCAGUUUGGGUGUCAUCCAAUCGAAUGCCCAAAAGCGCGAAUCCAUACAUAGCCAAGCAUCAAUUGAUGACGCAGAAAAUAAUGUGCGUCACGAUCAAACAUCAAGUGAUUCUCAAUUUUCGCCCAGUGAAGAUAAUACCAAUACAUCACAAAAAACACCAGAAACUAUGGACAAUAGCUAUACAACACAAAAUGAUGAUGAUUUACAGCAACAUCACCAUCAUCAUGACCUCGACAAUGGCCCACAAUCAUUGCCAGCAAUUUUAAAUGCCGAAAACAUUCAGGUGGCCUCUAAUAAAUUUGAACAAUCUGGCAUCUACAUUACCGACGAAGAGAUUACCGUCGACAUCUCCAGUAAUACUGGCCUCAAGAAGACCGGUUUUUCCAAUAAGAUUUUCGGUGGUGAAGACGCUACCGAUUCGACCAAAACAGCUUCCAAUAAGAAUUUGGCUAGCAAUAAAAGUAAAAUUCCAUAUUCACCCAUGGCAACACCACAACGUCGUCGUAGCAUUGAUAACAGUACCUGUAAUACUACGGGUAGCCUACAGGAUUUACAUUCACGUACAGGUUUGCCAGUUAUGAGUAGGGCCAAACCGGUCUAUAGAUCAAUGAGAAAACCACCAACUGCAGUGAGUGCUAUUAGUGAAGCUAGGAAGAGUAAAUCGCCAGCACCUGCGGCCCCAAGCACUCCCAAGAACAUUAACAACACAUGGAGUGGUAGAAAUGCCCUUACUGGAGGUGGUCGCAAACGUCCCACUCUUUCAAGUGAUACAUUUACACCCAAUACUGGUAGCUCCACCGCAGCAGCAGGAGCAUCACCUUUUGAACGUAAUUCAAAAACUCGAUCAUCACACAUCAUUUAUGAUAGCAAUGGUCGUCGUGUUAAAGGCUGUACAGCGUCCUUGACAACAUCACCAACUAAAAAUCAUGCCAAUUCUCCAUUGGCCCAACAAUUGCUGGAAGCUGCCAGUUCGGCGAAAAAUGAUGCACAAAUUCUCGAAAAAAUGAAAACUCUGUUGCUACAAUAUUCGACCAGUAAUACCAAAUUGCAGGCAGGUGCAGCCCGACCACAAACGGCAAAGAAACAACCAGUAUAUGAUGAUUUUACAAGUGCCUGGGUUCAUAGUAAUGGUAAUUUGGAACGUUCGGCAAGUUGUUCACCACCCACAAAGGCACCAUCAAAACGUAGCUCCGCUGCCUCAUCAUGUGAAAGUAAUGCAUCGCGUGAUAUGUCGGUAAUUGUAUCGCCAAGACGUGAACGUGGCAUGUCCAAGAUUCCAGCGCCAGUACGCCAACAUACUGAACUUUACUAACAUAAACUAAUGUCACCACAAAUUCGUCGAAUUGUGGGUAUUCCGAAAUUGCCUAGAAAACCUUAGCAUUUAAGACAACAGCAUCA